AUGGAUACUUCAAGUCCUUCAGUGUUUGUGAACGGAGCUCUCUUGAGGCGAUUCGUCGGCCAGAAAGUCAGAACCGUGAUUCAAGUGAUGGGCUCCGACAUGGGCUCUGUGGUCGGAAAAUCCACCGACGAUCUUCAGAUCUUUGUUAGGGGAUCGCCUCCACCUUCUCUGACUACUUACCUCGAGGUCAUUGGAAUUGCCGACAGUGAAAACUCCAUCCGCGCUGAAGUUUGGACCAAUUUCGGAGACAGCUUUGAUGCACUCAACUACAACGAGCUAUGCAAGCUAGCAAAUGGGGAAUUCAAGCAUUUGUUCAUCUAA
Microthlaspi erraticum is the source of this 321-nucleotide messenger RNA. The record is from the annotation of a GenBank genome assembly. NCBI's taxonomy places the organism in Eukaryota, Viridiplantae, Streptophyta, Magnoliopsida, Brassicales, Brassicaceae.